This is a messenger RNA of Apodemus sylvaticus (European woodmouse), 946 nucleotides long. RefSeq names its product killer cell lectin like receptor G1 (gene Klrg1). Bases 130 to 711 code for a protein of 193 amino acids. The record is from RefSeq and is a predicted model, not a curated record. NCBI's taxonomy places the organism in Eukaryota, Metazoa, Chordata, Mammalia, Rodentia, Muridae. The transcript is spliced from 5 exons.
GACAAUUUGCCUCGGUUUCUGUCAAGUCUCCUUGCUGCUACUUUACAGGAUGGGCUGUUCCCUCACGGGUGUUUCUCACCCUGCUUACAGCCGGCACUCCCCACUGAGUGUGAAAGGCCUUUGGUAGAGAUGGCAGACAGCCCUAUCUAUUGUUCACUAGAGCUGCCUGCUGCACCUCAGGUCCAAGAUGACUCCAGAUGGAAGCUCAGAGCUGUCUUACACCGGCCCAGUCUUUCUUGCCUUGUGAUGGUGGCUUUGGGACUUUUGACCAUGAUUCUCACGAGUCUACUGAUUUACCAACGGAUCCUGUGCUGUGGAUCGUUUGGUUUAGGCUCCAAGGACUCUACGUGUGCCCACUGCCCCAGCUGCCCCAGCCUCUGGAUGAGGAAUGGGAGCCACUGUUAUUAUUUCUCGAUGGAGAAAAAGGACUGGAAUUCUAGUCUGAAAUUCUGUGCGGACAAAGGCUCACAUCUCCUUACAUUUCCGAACAACCAGGGAGUGAACCCGUUGCUAGAGUAUCUGGGCCAGGACUUUUACUGGAUUGGCUUGAGGAACAUUGAUGGCUGGAAGUGGGAAGGUGGCCCAGCUCUCAGCUUAAGGAUUCUUUCUAACAGCUUGAUACAGCGGUGUGGUGCUAUCCACAGAGCUGGCCUCCAAGCCUCCAGUUGUGAAGUUGCUUUGCAGUGGAUCUGUAAGAAGGUCCUUUACUGACGGAUGCCACUAUGUCCUGAGCCUCAGAUCUGCCACAUGUCUAUACAAAGAGGGAAUGGGCCUGGGGAAUCUUUGUCCAUGAAUGUGUGUUUAACCUGUUACAAUAUGCCAUUAGACAGAGGAUUAGCAUAACUUCCUGAGAGCUGGCCUUUUCCUGCUGGGCUUUCUCAGCGACUGUGUAAGUAUUAUGUUAAAGGCUAACUCUGGGCAAAUGAAAUAAAGUUUAUUUUCAUGA